AGAUUUAACAGAAGGAAAAUAAGAUAUGAUGCUUUCUGUUUAAUGCACUUCUGAAAUAAAACCUGGCUGAAACAAAAUGGAAGGCUCACAGGAACAAGAGGACGACAGCUUUACGAACGUUUCCUUGGCUGAUGACUCAGAACACAUCUCUGAAGUACAGGAUUCAAGAGUGGAGAAGAUUCGUUCAAUCAUGAUGAAUGCAGAUAUGGAUGCUGUUGAAGCUGAAAAUCAAGUGGAAUUGGAAGAAAAAACACGACUUAUUAAUCAGGUUUUGGAACUGCAACAUACACUUGAAGAUCUGUCUGCCAGAGUUGAUGCUGUUAAAGAAGAGAACCUGAAACUGAAAUCAGAAAAUCAAGUUCUUGGACAAUAUAUAGAAAAUCUUAUGUCUGCCUCUAGUGUUUUUCAGACUACUGACACCAAAAGCAAACGAAAGUAAGGCCUGGAUAACCAAAUUGUAACAUUAUAUUGCUGCUGCUUUUGUUUUGUUUUGAAUUGCAUAGGCUACAUGAGUUAAUACCCUAGUUUGUAGCAUCAAUGAGUAUUGAAAGAUUUAAUGGCAGUUCUAGACAGUUAAGAUCAUCACAAACAACUGGAUCGUGCAAGUAUGUUGUGUUAGCUUUUGGCAAUGUGCAAAGGUAGUAUAGAGGAAAGUACUUAUUUUACAUUUUGAAGACGAGUGCUUUUGAAAUUGAACUCUGCUUUUGUGUUAAGCAAAUAUGUCAUACACUGCCAGCUACUUUAAAUAUCUCUGUUUUUACUAUGGUACUAUUCACUAGCAAACUAAGAGUGUUCUGUAGAGUGAUGUGAAAAAUCUUGUUUGGAAUGAGCUAUUUGCAUGACUUUCCUUUGGCUCCAAAACAAAGGUUAAAAUACUUCUUUUUCUCUAUCCUAUGUCACAUCUGUGAACACAUACUUAUCUAUGCUGUUUCAUAUUCUAUCAGGAAAAAGGCAAAUAGUUUACCUUUUUAGCCAGUAUUUUAAAGCGACUUAAAAAUUUGGUACUGCAUCUUGAUCUUUUGCAAUAUUAUGAAAUCUGAAAACUUUGGAAUAGGUGAACUUCGGCUUUUAGAAAAAAAGCCUGGGAAGAUGUAUUGCUGAGGAAGCAACUCUCUGACCUUUACAGUGUUGCAGUCUUUAAGUAGUCUUUCCCCAUUUAUGGAAUAGCUAAUUGUCUACAAUAUUUAUUUACCAGUUGUAAUUGUCAUAAAUGCUAUAAAUUUAACAGAAUCAAUGUUUUAAAUAAUGUAGGCAGCUUACAGAAUUUUCACUAAAGAUGGGUGAUUUUUAAAAAAUUCUUGCAGUGGAUCCAGCAAACCAUGAGCAGAGCUCAUGGGACAUGAAUUUUCCACCUGUCCCUGCAGCCUCAUAUGCCCUCUGAAAAGUGAUUCUAAGGGUUCAGGGGUGGUGGUACCUGGGGUAAUGUAGCAUGUGACAUAGAAGACUUCAUUGGUAGUGGCAGUGGGAAUUGGUACUUUGUUUGAGUGGAAGUACCUGGUAACAUAAGGGCAGAUUUGGAUCAAAGUCCCCCCCCCUUUACAUCUUUCUCAUCAAUUUCUACUAUUAUUUAACUAGUUUGUUUUGCCUCUCAGGUUCAGAAUAGAGCUAGAAUUUUCAAAGCACAAGGCAUGUCUCUAAAGAAAUGCUGGCAGUUGCUAGAAGAUGUUAUAGUUCUGAUCUCAUCCGGUAAUGACCUCUCAUUUAGCAUAUGCCAGCAUAAAGGGGCUAGCAAGGGAAUUAGCUACUUGCAUGCGUGCACCCGUCUGUAAAUAGACCACUUGCUUAUAUUUAUAAUUCUGAUAUAGAUACUUGUUCUGGAUGGACAUUUCACAGUUUAGGAGGAUUAGAGGAGGAGGUAGAAGGCUGGACAAUGUAAGAUGAAAAAAUGUAGUUUGGCCUGUUUCUAGUGUUCUGAAACAUCUUCUUACAACUUUUCCCUUACUUCUCAGUUAAUUGAUAUGGGAUUUGACAUCUGACUUCAGCUACAGGUCACUUCUUUUGGGCAGGUUGGCAACUUUCUGACCUUGGGAUUAGAUGCCCGGCAGAAGUCAAUAAGAGGUCACCACAAAAUAGUAUUAAUCCUUCAGUAUUCAGUGUUUAUUGUAGCAUAAGAUAGUGGUGUCCUCAGAUUCUGGCCGCCAGUACUGAAAGUAAUUUAAUCCUUAUGUAGCUUGGUUUUAAAAAGCUACCAUUGGAGACAGGAGAAAACAGAUAAAACAAGCCCAUCAUCUUCUAAUGAAUAAAAGCUUUCCUGACAACUUGGUAAUCUAAAUAGUAUAGUAAAACAUUCUUAAACUAGGCAGGAACUCAGGCAUCCAGGGAAUUGCAUGAAGCCAACCAGUGAGACUUUGGGAGGACCAUAAUAUACCCCAAAGUUCCCUGUAGAUGUAUAUGCAGGGGUAUGUUGGUUAAAUUGGGUAAGCUGUAUUUUAGGAAGGCUUGUCAACAUCUGAUCUCACUGAGCCCCUUCCACCCCUGCCCCUUGCUGGUUUACUAGAAUAGUUUAAAAAUCUGUUUCUACUAUAUGGAAAAUUCAUCUGGUGGUAUAUGCAUGCCACCGAUAGGCAUUGCGGUGGUGGUGGAGAGUGCCCUCAAGUCAGGGUUGACUUAUGGUGACCACUGGUGGGGUUUUCAUGGCAAGAGACUAACAGAGGUGGUUUGCCAUUGCCUGCCUCUGCAGCCUUGGUCUUUGUUGGAGGUCUCCCAUCCAAUUAUUAACCAAGGCUGACCCUGCUUAGCUUCUGAGGUCUGAUGAGAUCAGGCUUACCUGGGCUAUUCAGAGUGGGGAAGGCAUUGUAGUAAUCUGCACAAAUUCUUCUAGUGAUGGACAGAUUUUGGAAGCGAGGGAUGGAUGUGUUAGAAAUCUAAGCAAUUAUGAGCUUUGCCUGGCUAAACUUCACUUCCAAUUCCAGCAUUGUUACUAAUGGCUUAGCACCAGCCCUCUGCCAAUUUUCUUCCUUUCCCAAAUGGCAAAGGUGGGGGGGGGGGGGGAGAAGUGCAGCCAAGUGUGGUGUUAAAUAAUUCCUGUAGUUUCUCACUCUCUGCAAUGAAGACUUCUGAGCAUGCUUUGAGCCUUCAUUAUCAGUGUGCCUGUGUAUGUAUUGAAAGAGCCAGCAUUGUCUAGUGGAUAGGGUGUUGACUAGGACCUGGGAAACUUGAGCCCAGAUCCCUACUCUGCCAUCGAAGCUUGAUGGGUGACCUUGGGCCAGUCACACACAUGCAGCCUGAGCUAUCUCACAGGGUUGUUGUGAAGAUAAAGUGGAGGAGCAAACAGCAAUGUUCUAAGUUCCUUUGGGGUCCUUGUUGGGGAGAAAAGAGUAUAAAAUACCUAAAUAAUUUAGGAAGGGGUUAUUCAUUGCUUACCUUCACUGAAGAAAGUGUGGAAUUGACACAAAAAAGCUCUUUAUUUUCUCCCAGCCUGCCCGUUAUUUGCUUCACAUCUUGUGAAAUUUGGGAAAAGGAGAAGAGAGUUGCUGGCUGAAGGGCCAUCUCCUGUAACCAAGUGAUUAUACAGGGGCUUGUCUUAGAAGAACUCUUUGAAAAAGUGUGAAUACUCUCCCAUUUUCUCCAAGGGCUGGAGCAGACCUAGCCUGAUGAGUGGGCCAUCAAUAAUCCUUGCUAGUUCCAGUGGCAGUUAUGGAUUAGUAAGGGGCAGUGCUCAUGGAACAGACCAUGCAAGUGAUAGAUGGGCAGAACCCUGCCAACUUUGGAUGAGGCAAACUGUUUCCCCUAGUACUAGUUCAACACUAAAUCAUGAAACUCAGAGUGGGGACAUGCCCUCUAGGUAUGACUAGGUAGCUUGCUAAUGUUCUACUCUACUUUGGUAUACUAGAUAUAGUUAUGUUGUAAAAAGAUCCUUGAAUCCCACUAUUGUGGCCUUUUUUUGUUUAACUACCAAGUGUGCUGUAUUCCAGAACUUAUAUUCAAUAAAAACAUUUAUCUAA
Messenger RNA from Eublepharis macularius, 3944 nucleotides. RefSeq names its product short coiled-coil protein (gene SCOC). Gene Ontology annotation, cellular component: trans-Golgi network. Lineage: Eukaryota; Metazoa; Chordata; Lepidosauria; Squamata; Eublepharidae. The transcript is spliced from 4 exons. The record is from RefSeq and is a predicted model, not a curated record. The coding region runs from base 77 to 439 and encodes 120 amino acids.